UGUAAAAUUUGUUUUCCUAAACAUUGUGUGGUGAUGGCCAAAACAAAGGGAAAACAGGCGCUACGUGACUUACGUGCGACGUGCGCGUUCCAGUAGUUUUGUGUCGCGCGGACAGUGUUAUGCGCUGAAACGCAUCUGCGCACGGGGCGGCGCCGCUCUGUUGUUCGCCAUACUGGCUCCGACCGGACUUUCUGCAGAGGCUCCUGAAAUCACCGCUGCUUUUUUUAACACAAGACAUGGCCGAGGAUGAGGUGACUCCGGAGCAGCUCGCAGCCAUCGCCGCAGAAAACGAGGAGCCAGAACCCGUCAACUACAGACCUCCGGCCCAGAAGACGGUGAAGGAGAUCCACGAGCUGGACAAGGACGACGAGAGCUUACGCAAAUACAAAGAGGCCCUGCUCGGCCCCGGGGUCGCUGAGGCCGAUCCAAAAGCUCCAAACGUCCAGGUGACCCAGAUGGCUCUGAUCUGUGAGGGAGCACCAAAACCUCUGGUUCUGGACCUGCAGGGAGACCUGGAAGCUUUUAAAAAGCAGGCGUUUGUGCUGAAAGAAGGAGUAGAAUAUAAAAUAAAGAUCAGCUUUAAGGUGAACAGAGAGAUUGUUUCUGGUCUGAAGUACGUCCAGCAGACGUUCAGGAAAGGAAUGAAAAUCGAUAAGUCGGACUACAUGGUGGGCAGCUACGGGCCGCGGCCCGCCGAGUACGACUUCCUGACCACGAUGGAGGAGGCGCCCAAAGGCAUGCUGGCUCGUGGGCACUACGUCAUCAAGUCCAAGUUCACCGACGACGACAAACACGACCACCUGUCCUGGGAGUGGAACCUGAACAUCAAGAAAGACUGGAGCGACUGAAGGAGCUGUGUUUGACCCCGCCCCCUCUCCGCCCACCAUUCCUGCCUUUUUGGUUUCACAUUUCAUGCCUUCAUCCUGUCCUGACUCCUCCCCCUCACCUCAUCCGUCCAUCGCCUGCUCCUCUUCCUCACUCCCACCCUCUGCUGCUUGAAGACCCCCCUCCUAAAACAGUGUCUUCCUUUCUGACGUGAAAAGCAACUGUACAAUCAGUGUUUCUUUGCCUUUUAUAUAGAACGUCUUGGUGGUUGUCAUGUGACCGUUUCUCACCUUAAUCAGCUGUUUAUAGCCGAACCCCCCCCCGCCUUUUCAUUAAACCGAUACCUGCCUUGUCAACAGUCCAUCAGAACUGCUCUGUAGCCACGCCCCUUUCAGUAAGGGGCGUCAGAGUGAACAGGGGGGUGUUGGUAUAAAAAAAGCUGCCUUAUGUUUAAACUCAUCGACGUGUCUUUAAUCUGAAUUAACCCCGCCUCUAGCCCCGCCCMCUCACACAUCUGCACAGGUCUGAAUGUUCACAAACAUUAACCCAGUAUUGGUUCUGCUUCUUUAAGACAUGAGGCCUUAAGCUACAGUGUGACAGACAGACAUUUAUUUUAUUGUUCGUCCUUCAUCACAUUGUGCAGUCCGGAGGAGGAGGAGCCAGGCACCGUCUGCUGCUGCCGACACCUCGACGCUGUCUGGAUCCGCUCGCUCAACGUAAGAAAAGACUGACCCGCCCCCGAAGGUUUCGACUCGUACUGGAAACCAGAACCUGUGGAUGUAAGACCCGGUUCUGGUUCUGGUCAUGUGAUCCUGCACCACAUUCCUUCACGUUGUACAGUUUGUAUGAAAACGCCGCGGCGUGCUGGUGGGGUUCUGUGUCCUGUCGUCAGUAGUUAUCGCUCAAUAAAGAUUUUACUCAA
Austrofundulus limnaeus is the source of this 1747-nucleotide messenger RNA. Its product is annotated as rho GDP-dissociation inhibitor 1. Gene Ontology annotation, molecular function: protein binding; Rho GDP-dissociation inhibitor activity. The coding region runs from base 237 to 848 and encodes 203 amino acids. Gene Ontology annotation, cellular component: cytoplasm; cytosol; membrane. Gene Ontology annotation, biological process: Rho protein signal transduction. The record is from RefSeq and is a predicted model, not a curated record. The transcript is spliced from 6 exons. NCBI's taxonomy places the organism in Eukaryota, Metazoa, Chordata, Actinopteri, Cyprinodontiformes, Rivulidae.